Molecule: messenger RNA, 649 nt
Organism: Danio aesculapii
Lineage: Eukaryota; Metazoa; Chordata; Actinopteri; Cypriniformes; Danionidae
Gene: polr2d
Product: RNA polymerase II subunit D
Exons: 4
Coding region: 125-550 (141 amino acids)
Biological process (GO): nuclear-transcribed mRNA catabolic process, deadenylation-dependent decay; transcription initiation at RNA polymerase II promoter; mRNA export from nucleus in response to heat stress
Cellular component (GO): RNA polymerase II, core complex; P-body
Molecular function (GO): translation initiation factor binding; nucleotide binding
Source: RefSeq, a predicted model, not a curated record
AGUAGAAUGUGUUUUCGUUUAGACUGCGCGCAUUGGAGUUAUGCGGCUGAAUGAAGCAAAUAAACCGUGUGUUUACAGUCUAGUUUAAUCUUCUACGGUAUAGUUUGAUCAUAUAUAUCGUGUGAUGGCGGCGGGAGGAGCAGCGCAAGUGGGAGAUGUGGAGGAGGACGCGUCUCAGCUCAUGUUUCCUAAAGAGUUUGAGAACGCAGAGACGCUGCUGAACUCGGAGGUGCACAUGUUGCUGGAGCACCGAAAGCAGCAGAACGAGAGCGCGGAGGACGAGCAAGAGCUGUCCGAGGUCUUCAUGAAGACCCUAAACUACACGGCCAGAUUCAGCCGCUUCAAGAAUCGAGAGACUAUCGCUAGUGUGCGCAGUUUGCUGCUGCAGAAGAAACUCCACAAGUUUGAGUUGGCCAGUUUAGCCAAUCUGUGUCCAGAAGCAGCCGAGGAAGCCAAAGCCCUCAUUCCCAGUUUGGAAGGGAGGUUUGAGGAUGAGGAGUUACAGCAAAUCCUGGAUGACAUUCAGACCAAACGCAGCUUCCAGUACUGAUCCUCCAUCUCUCGCUUUCCUUUUCCAUGUGUUUCUGUGUUCUGUAGUUGUUUAAUGUGCUGUUGUUUUUGAAAAUUAAAGUGUUUUUUGUAUUUAAAA